CAGAGGUUUUAAUGUCACCUUGGAGAUAGAUUUUUUUUUACUGGUGUGUGUAUGUAGCAACCUUGGGUGUGUGUUUCCCAGAGUGGAGACUGGAGUGUGCUUGUGGCGUGGGUGUUGCGUGUUGUGAGUGUGAGUUUGUAACUGCUGUUAGUGAUGUUGCAGCGGGGCGUCCGGAUCUUGUGUAGCAGGACUUCACAGCGGCAGAAAGCUCUUUCAUCAUUUUUUGGAAGCAAGAGCAAUUUUGCAACUAAAGCAGACUUUGAAACAAAGCCAUUUCGUCUACACAAACUCGAUUCUGGCCCAACUACAAAAGUUAGUGUGACACGUGAUGAAGCACUUACGUUGUAUAAGCAUAUGCACGUUAUCCGUCGUAUGGAAUCGGCUGCAGGCAAUUUAUACAAGGAAAAAAUUGUACGCGGAUUUUGUCACUUGUAUUCUGGUCAGGAGGCAGUUGCAGUGGGAAUGAAAGCUGCUCUCAGGCCACAGGACAGUGUAAUCACUGCCUACAGAGCUCAUGGUUGGACUUACCUGAUGGGAAUUCCACCAUCAGCCGUUCUGUCAGAGCUUACGGGGAGGAAGUCAGGCUGUGCAAGAGGAAAAGGAGGAUCUAUGCACAUGUAUGCCGAUAACUUCUAUGGUGGAAAUGGAAUUGUUGGAGCUCAAGUUCCCUUAGGCGUUGGAAUUGCUUUUGCACACAAAUACCAGGGCUCAGAUGCCGUGUGUGUUGCUCUGUAUGGUGAUGGAGCUGCCAAUCAAGGACAGAUCUUUGAGGUUUACAAUAUGGCCAAACUCCUGAAUAUACCUUGUAUAUUUGUUUGUGAGAAUAAUGGCUAUGGAAUGGGAACAAGUGUAGAACGAGCAUCUGCAAGUACAGCAUAUUAUACAAGAGGAGACUACAUUCCAGGAUUAUGGGUAGAUGGAAUGGAUGUUUUGGCAACAAGAGAAGCUACUCGUUUUGCAAUUGCACACUGUCUCAGUGGUAAGGGACCAAUUGUCUUAGAAGCUGCCACAUAUAGAUACAGUGGUCAUUCAAUGUCUGAUCCUGGAACUAGUUAUCGAACAAGAGAAGAAAUACAAGAAGUAAGACAAACAAGAGAUCCUAUAACAUCCUUCAAAGAAAAAAUAAUUAAUGCAGAGCUGGCUACUUCAGAAGAAUUGAAGAAACUGGAGAGUGAAAUAAGAACAGAAAUUGAUGAUGCAGUUAAGUUAGCAAAGUCUGAAAAGGAAUGUAACUUGGAAGAACUGACAGCAGACAUUUAUGCUAGUUCACAGGAGAUUUCAGUCAGAGGUACUCUGCCAUGGAACAGUUUGAAAUAUAAGAAUAUAGGGAAACCAAAAAAUUUGUGAGGUUGAAGUAUUUGUCACUUGUUGGUGUAGUGAACUCUAAUGUGAUCUGUACAUAUAUUUAAUGUGCUGUAAAGUGAUCCAAGCAGUUUUAAAAUUCUGUUGUGUGGUAUUAUAAUUGUUAUAUUUAUCACAAAUAAUUCACAGUUUUAUUGUUGCAUUAUAAUCAUUGUUGCCACUGUUUACGUAAGGACAGUUGUUGCGCUCAGAUAAAAAAUUUUGUAAGUUUCUUUUAUGAGGAAGUAUUAGUUUCAUAAAUAGUGUAUAGAAUAGGAGUAGGGAGUAGAUAUUCAUAAAUUGUCCAUUCAUUCACUGCCAGUUGCACCAAACCUGAGAAAUGGUCAUUGUGACAAUUUAAUUCACUUUCUUGGAUAAAAACUCCAAAAGCUGCCAUUGUUUAAACGUUAAUGAUAUUUGUUCUCCAAAAAUUUCCUGUAGGGAGGAUAUAUAUUUUGUAAUUGUGACUGUGGCAGGUGGUAGAUGAUGGACAUACAAAUUCCAUGUUGUGACUGUUAUGUUACCAUAAACUGUGCAUUUAAACUCAAUUCUCAUGAUGAUUUGUGAAAAAAUUGUAUUGCUUAGCAAAGAUUCUAGCAUUUAUAUUUAGAUAGCCAUAGUUGAACUUUUUUUCUUCCAAGUUUAUUUAGUUGAUACUGAUCACUCAUUUAAUGUUAUGAAGCUUUUUAUACAUUUAACUACUGCAUUUAACAACAUUUGCCAUCUGUGUAUGUGGAAAUGUAACAAUCCUGCUUAUUUGACCUGCUAAUGUGUGGCUUUUAAUUCAUUGAACAAAAACAGAUUAUUACUAAGUUUAUUAUUGCCAAAUUUUCAGGUCGCAGAGAUUUUUAGUAACUAAAUGUAUCAUAAUAUUAUUUCAUGUUUGAUACAAAAUGUUGGGUACUUAUGUUACUUUUGAAUUAGUAAGUCAAAAGUGAGGUUAUUGGUCAUAGAUUCCACUGUAAAAGUGUUGUUCUUAUGAGAAGACAGACUAUAAUACACACACACACACACACACACACACACACAGUAGUUUCAGUACAUCAGGGACUAAGCCCACGCCCCUCACAAUUUUUUUUCUCUCUCUCUCUCUCUCUCUCUCUCUCUCUC
Messenger RNA from Schistocerca nitens (vagrant locust), 2451 nucleotides. Its product is annotated as pyruvate dehydrogenase E1 component subunit alpha, mitochondrial-like. Gene Ontology annotation, biological process: pyruvate decarboxylation to acetyl-CoA. The record is from RefSeq and is a predicted model, not a curated record. The transcript has 7 exons. Gene Ontology annotation, molecular function: pyruvate dehydrogenase (acetyl-transferring) activity. NCBI's taxonomy places the organism in Eukaryota, Metazoa, Arthropoda, Insecta, Orthoptera, Acrididae. Gene Ontology annotation, cellular component: intracellular membrane-bounded organelle. The coding region runs from base 154 to 1347 and encodes 397 amino acids.